This is a messenger RNA of Eurytemora carolleeae, 1849 nucleotides long. RefSeq names its product cyclin-dependent kinase 8-like (gene Cdk8). Bases 106 to 1566 code for a protein of 486 amino acids. The transcript has 17 exons. Gene Ontology annotation, molecular function: cyclin-dependent protein serine/threonine kinase activity; ATP binding; RNA polymerase II CTD heptapeptide repeat kinase activity. Gene Ontology annotation, biological process: protein phosphorylation. The record is from RefSeq and is a predicted model, not a curated record. Gene Ontology annotation, cellular component: nucleus; mediator complex. Lineage: Eukaryota; Metazoa; Arthropoda; Copepoda; Calanoida; Temoridae.
UUCCAGCGCACCGGAAGACAGGGUUUAGUGGAAGCACAGCCACAGAGAUCCGACUGCUGCUAACACAGAAAAAUGACGCAUUAGUUUUGAAAGCCAAACUUCAACAUGGAUUACGAGUUUAAGAAGAGAACUGAAUUGAACAGAGAGAAAGUUGAGGACCAGUUUGAAUAUGAAGGCUGUAAAGUUGGACGAGGUACAUAUGGUCAUGUGUACAAAGCCAGACGGAAGGACGGGAAUGAUAAGAAGGAGUACGCUCUGAAGCAGAUAGAAGGUGCAGGCCUAUCUAUGUCCGCCUGUAGAGAGAUAGCAUUAUUAAGAGAAUUGAAACAUCCGAAUGUGAUAAACUUACAACGAGUAUUCCUAUCACAUCAAGACAGAAAAGUUUGGCUGUUGUUUGACUACAGUGAGCACGAUCUAUGGCAUAUUAUCAAAUAUCAUAGAGCAGCGAAAGCAAAUAAGAAGCAGUUCAAUGUCGUUAAGGGAAUGGUUAAAAGUUUACUCUACCAGAUUCUUGAUGGAAUCCAUUAUCUUCACUCUAAUUGGGUGCUACACAGAGACCUGAAGCCUGCCAAUAUACUUGUGAUGGGGGAAGGACCAGAGAGAGGCCGAGUAAAGAUUGCAGAUAUGGGGUUUGCUCGACUCUUCAAUUCACCUCUCAAACCUCUGGCUGAUCUAGAUCCUGUCGUUGUUACCUUCUGGUACAGAGCUCCUGAACUACUCCUGGGGGCCAGACAUUAUACUAAGGCUAUUGAUAUCUGGGCUAUUGGCUGUAUAUUUGCUGAGCUACUGACAAGUGAACCUAUAUUCCACUGUAGACAGGAGGAUAUAAAAACUAGUAAUCCCUACCAUCAUGAUCAACUUGACAGGAUAUUUAAUGUGAUGGGAUUCCCCCUGGAUAAGGAUUGGGAGGAUAUGAGGAAAAUGCCAGAACAUCCGACUUUAGUAAAGGACUUCAAGCGUUCAAAUUACCAGACUUGUUCCCUAGCUAAAUAUAUGGAUCGACAUAGGAUUAAACCAGACUCAAAGCCGUUUCAGUUGUUGGCUAAACUGUUGAUAAUGGACCCUGUAAAGCGGAUAACUAGUGAGUCUGCCAUGAACGAUGAUUACUUCAAGGAGGACCCACCCCCGUCUUCAGAUGUUUUUGGAAGCUACCCUAUCCCGUAUCCUAAACGAGAGUUCCUGUCUGACGAUGAUUCUGAGGAUAAAGCUGAGAGCAGGGCUCGGGAGAGGAAUAAUGCCAGAGAAAGGAACUCAGGUACCUCUCGGAACCAAGGUCAGGAGAUGGGUGGAGACGGAGGGCAGCCUCCAGCUAAGAGGGUUAGGAUGGGUGGUAACAAUGGAGUUGGAGUUCCAGUAACCUAUCAUCAUCAAGUUCAGCAACAACAACAGCAACAACAGCAGCAACAACAACAACAACAGCAACAGCAACAACAGCAGCAGCAGCAACAGCAGCAGCAACAGCAACAUCAGCAGCAUCAUUCCCAUCAGCAACAGCAUCAUCAGCAGAUGGUUUAUAAUAAUCAACAGCAAAACAGUGGCAACAACUACAACCAGAGAUAUAACUAGAAUGGGAAUUCGAAUCCUGAAAUACAGAUGGGAUACCAGGCCAGAUCUGCAGUUGAGAUUAUGGCGGGGCAGAGACACCCUUCCCACCUCAUCCCACCUAGACACCCGCAGAUACCAAGAUACUGAUUUUAGUCACGUGACAGAAUUCCAUGGGCGUAUACAGGAUCGGCAGACAAAUUUCUUUUUCGUCCCUGAUACUAAAUAUAUUUUGUAACUAAUUCAAAAAACAUUGAUGAAAGACGAAUGAAAUUACCCACUUUAAAUACAGAUAAUUAAUUCUCUU